Messenger RNA from Metopolophium dirhodum (rose-grain aphid), 2121 nucleotides. Its product is annotated as zinc finger MYM-type protein 1-like. Bases 1 to 2121 code for a protein of 706 amino acids. The transcript has 3 exons. The record is from RefSeq and is a predicted model, not a curated record. Lineage: Eukaryota; Metazoa; Arthropoda; Insecta; Hemiptera; Aphididae. Gene Ontology annotation, molecular function: protein dimerization activity.
AUGAACGAGAAUGAAAGUGUGAAGGAAUUAGAUAAAAAUGUUAUUGACAGUAAUAUAUUUUGUUUCAAAGGCAUUAUUGAAGCCAAUUCUAACAAACAAUCUGACGAAAUGUUUAAAUUAAGUAACGAUCCAGCAACUUGGAAAAAACUUAGUUCGUCAGAUCGCGACUAUUUAGCUGCAGUUGGUCCACCUACUAUGCCAUCAAAGUUUCCCCAUAAUAAACAUGAGAAUCGCUCUUUUCCCAUCUCACUUUUACAAAAAACCUUACCAAAUAAAGAAAAACUAAAACGCGACUGGCUUGUAUGGAGUACACUAAAAAAUGCUUUAUUUUGCUUUCCGUGUUGUCUUUUUUUAAGAGAUGAUGAAUUUGAGCCGUCGGGUUUAUGUAGAAAUGGUAUUGGAAAUAAUUGGAGAAAACUUUAUGAAAAGAUCGAUAACCACGAAGGGAAUACAAAACACAUAGAAAGAUAUUUAUUAUGGAAGGACUUGGUAGAAGCAAUAAAUGGUAGGAAAGGGAUCGACAAAGAUUUGCAAGUUUCUAUUAACACAGAGAAAAAAAAAUGGAGAAAACUCCUUCGGGUAUUAGUAGAUAUUACAUUGUUUUUAGCAGAAAAUAAUUUGCCAUUUAGAGGCAUACACUCAACGAUCGAUCAUGAUGACUGUGGGCUUUUUAUUUCAACUGCAAAAUUAGUUAGUCAUUACAGCGAAACAAUGAAAAAUUAUUUGGACACUAUUAAGGAAUAUAAAGACAGUGACGGUACUCCAGACGUGUCACACAAGGAACAAUUGGUAUUCGUUAUAAGAUAUGUUUUUGAAAAUGCUGGAACUUGGGAUAUACAAGAACGAUUUCUAACAAUGGUUGGCUAUGAAAAAAAAACAGGAGCUGAUAUUGCAAACAAAAUAGAAGAAAUUUUAGUUGAAUGCAAUUUAGAUUUAGCACUAUGCAGGGGUCAAGGUUAUGAUAAUGCAGCAAAUAUGUCUGGCAAAUACAACGGCGUGAAAAGUAAAAUAAUAGAGAAGUAUCCUCAAGCUUUGUUCUCACCAUGUAGUGCUCACUCUUUAAAUCUAUGUGGAGUACAUGCAAUGGAAACCAGCCUAGAAGUAAAAUCAUUUUUUGGAAACAUUCAAAAGCUAUACAACUUUUUUUCUUGUAGUCCAUCAAGAUGGAAGAUACUUCAAGAAACUGCUGGUCUUUCACUACAUUCAAUAUCAGCUACUAGAUGGAGUGCCAGAAUUGAUGCUGUUCAUCCAUUAUCUAAAAAUUAUUCCGGUAUUCUAAAUUCACUUGUUCGUGUUAAAAAUGAAAUUAAUCUACCUGCAGAUAAUCAUGCAGAAGCAGUUGGUCUAAUUUCAUGGUUACAUUCCUUUCAAUUUAUAUUGUUAACAACUAUCUGGUACAAGGUUCUUCAGUGUAUUGAUGAUCGUAAUAAAAUUAUUCAGAGCAAAAAAUCCUCCAUAGAUGAAAGUUCGAUGCAUUUUCAACAAUUAGCUACAGAAAUUCAACAGAUAAAAGACUCUUGGAAUGAUUUAUUACUGGAGUCUAAAUCAGUAGCUUCCACUUUGAAUUUAACAACAGAAUUUAGAAUAACUUUUAGAGUUCGAAGAAAAAAACAUUUUCACGAUGAUAUUUCAGAUGAACAGCCUUCCCAUGAUAUUAAUAUCAAAUUUAAAGUUGAAGUGUUUGUAACCGCAUUAGAUAGGCUUUUAUCAGAUAUUUAUGGUAUUCAAGCAAGUAUGGAGAAAAUAACAAACACAUUUUCUUCAAUAAUCAGUCCACCAGAUACAGAAGAACCAAGUGCUGAAUAUUUCAAAGCUCAAGCUGAUAUAAUUUCAAGUGUAUAUCCUAAUGACGUGUGUGCUAAUAAAGGACUUCAAAAUAUACUACCUCAAAUAUGUAUUUGUCUUCAAAUACUUUCUACCAUUCCCACGUCUGUAUCAACGGGAGAAAGAUCUUUCAGUAAACUGAAAUUAAUAAAAAGUUAUUUACGUUCAACUACAGAAGAAAACCGCUUAAACCAUUUAAUACUUCUCUCCAUCGAACACAAGUUGGCAAAGACUCUAGAUUAUGAUGAUGUUAUAGACAGCUUUGCUGAAAAAAAAGCUAGGAAAAAGGUUUUCUGA